UACUCUGCUGGCGCAGUGUUUUUUUUUCCCAGGCAAACUACACAUUGCCCGCCACUCUCAAAAAUUGUAUUGACAAAAGUUCUCGCCCACUUGAACUUUGGAUAUUGUUCACAAACACCACUAGUUAUUUUGUGACGCUAAUGUGGAGACUAAACGACGAUUGGAGGGUUGUGUUUCAUUCAUUCCUCUGCUAUAGUAUAUAUUUGUUUUGCAGUAAAAGUUUACUACCUAGCUGGCAGUGGCAGUGUAGUGUGUGAAUCUGUGAUGAUGUUUUUUGGGAACCGAAACUAGUAAAACUAUUGAGUGAAAUUGUUGGAGACCACUCGAGAGAGUCAAACUACUUUUACACGAGCUCAUAUUGAAGUUGUUCGCAAUAGAGUCGCUAAAGAACUAACUCCUGACCGUCUUCAGUUAACUUAGCAUUCUGAUGGCAUCUAUGCUAUGUUUUGCAAUGAUCGAAGUAUACACCAGUACCAAUAAACUUCAAGUGAAGAACGAUUCAACCUAAAACAUUCUCACAUUGAACACCUCAUCAUCAUGGCAAGUGCACCUCAGAAACCCUCUGGAUCUGGAACGGCGCAGACUGAGGAAGCAGCUGAGAGGUCUAAGAUGGAUAAGUUGAAGAGAAUGGCGUCGUCAGUAGAGAUUGGAAGAGGCGUCUUGGGAGGUUUAAAGUUCUCGGCUCCACUUCGUACCCGUGCUUACACCACAUCAGUGCUAGAGAUAAAGACAGACAUGGCGGAGGUACUAGCUUCUACCGCUCCUAAACUUCCUGGCCUGCCGAUGGAUUAUAAAACUGCUGUGGAACUCAAACAGGUGAUUUUCGGGACGCGAAUGUUCUCGUUUGACGAAGAGUGGAAACGAGCUUGCUUCCAAUGGCAGAGUCUGAAAGGUCCAUUUCCGUACGGGCUCUUUUGUCCGAGGGAUAAAUCGAGAGGGGUGAUAAUGGCAAUCCAGGUCCACCUCGUGCGCCAUCUACAGUUUGAUAAGAAAAAGGAGGAUGGUCAUCAUCAUUAUACACAGGAUGAUACAGAGUCUCUCGACGUUUCAAGUGCUUACAGACUGACACCCACCGAGGAAGAAAGAAAGCAAGGGUUCCUCUUAGCUCUAAGCGAUAUCCUUUGGUCGGCUGGUGAGGAGAAGAGAGCCGUUGUAGUACUACAGGACAGGAAGAAACCAGGCUUGCUUCACUCCGAAGAAAAGAAACUCCAGUUCUUUGCACAGUCACUACGAAUCACACAGUUCACAGACAAGGAGAAACUGAGAGUGUUUCUGAGAAAUCAUCUUGAACUGUUGAUGUAUCAUGAGGGAGGUGGAGUCCUUAUGUUCCUGUUCAGCAUCAUUCUGUCAAGAACAAUACCAAGACUACUUGAGGAUUUAGACGGUGACUAUCUGUUUACGGACAGGAACCAGUGUUCCCUGGCGCUCAUCAUUCUUGUACUCACUGGUAGGGCUACGGCCAACGUCUUCAAUGGCAAGAAGGUGUACGACAAGAAAGGUGAAGCCCUGGCUAAGCCAUUGGUUGGGAUGAUGCAUCGUUCUGAUUGUGGGUUUCUUUUGGUUGACCGGAGUAAGGUCAAAGAAGACGAGAAAAUAGAGGUGGGUAGUAUGCUGAAGACGCCCAGGGUACCAGUCUGGUUGACCUACCUCAACGGCCGCUACUCCAUGCUGCUCUGUACUAACGUCAGACUGACUAGCGACUGGCGGGCGGAGAAUCGGUUCCUGCUGCAUUACUAUAAUGGUCAAUCAGACCAGCUUAAAGAAGCUGUACUCACAAUUGAUACCAAGACAAGUCCUCCUAAGCAAAGCUUGGAAGACUUUGAGGAGAAGCAGCCGCCUUUGCUUGAAGAGUGCAUUCAUUCAAGGUGGCCAGAUGCAGGAAUAGACUGGAAUGGCUCCCUUCCCUUCAUCUGAACCCGAUGGAACGACCACAUACAGCAGUCAUCAUGCUGUUUAAUUAAAAAUACAACUUUCAUACUACUUCGCUACGCUCAUACGCAUGAAAAGCAGUUUCAUUUUCUAUGGACGACAAGAAACAAACACACUUCAUAAUACAAACAAUUUGUUUCAGAUAAUUUUAUUAUAGCAUGGGAUUGGGCCGUAGCGCAACGGUGAUGAACAUAAGAGUAUAAACGUUAUCAAACGAUAUAGAAACGCCAUGAUUGUGAAAGAUAACCAUUGGCAAAAGAAACUUUGUUAACUCCAAGUUAACACUCCCGUGUGCGGUGUUACGGCCUGAACUGAUUGACCGAACCUAUUGUCCCCUUAUAUACGCGUAUACGCUUCAUUGAUUUUAACUUUCCCGCACUCAAUAAACCACGUGACCCUGACGAUUGGAUUAGACGCGCUUUCAAGUCAUCCCUCCAAAUGAAACUAUAUUUUGCUGCACUUAAAGGCAGUGGACACUAUUGGUAAUUACUCAAAAUAAUUAUUAGCAUAAAACCUUACUUGGUAAUGG
Asterias rubens (European starfish) is the source of this 2458-nucleotide messenger RNA. RefSeq names its product inactive ubiquitin carboxyl-terminal hydrolase MINDY-4B-like. NCBI's taxonomy places the organism in Eukaryota, Metazoa, Echinodermata, Asteroidea, Forcipulatida, Asteriidae. Gene Ontology annotation, molecular function: cysteine-type deubiquitinase activity; K48-linked deubiquitinase activity. Gene Ontology annotation, biological process: protein K48-linked deubiquitination. The transcript has 13 exons. The record is from RefSeq and is a predicted model, not a curated record. Bases 538 to 1914 code for a protein of 458 amino acids.